GGCCGGGUUUAAAGAGCGGAGCCGCGGCGGCAGCGGAGCACUUCGGUGCGGGGAGUGGCGGAACUAGAGUUCGUUCAGAUCAUCAUCAUAAUUGUGGUGAUAACUGUUAUGGUAGUAGUGAUCAUCUGCUUGUUGAACCAUUACAAAGUAUCAACACGGUCCUUCAUCAAUAGGCAGAGCCAAAGCAGGAGGCAAGAAGAAUCAUUACAACCAGAAGGGUGUUUGUGGCCUUCAGACAACUCUUCUGCACGCCAGGGAGCUUCAGAGAUCAUGUAUGCCCCACGGUCCAGAGACAGGUUUACUGCUCCAUCCUUUAUGCAGAGGGAACAUUUCAAUCGCUUCCAGCCAACGUAUCCAUACAUGCAGCAUGAGAUUGAUCUGCCUCCUACCAUCUCCCUCUCUGAUGGCGAAGAGCCGCCACCGUACCAAGGGCCAUGCACACUGCAGCUUCGGGACCCAGAACAACAGAUGGAACUCAACCGAGAAUCCGUCAGGGCACCACCCAACAGGACUAUAUUUGACAGCGACUUGAUAGACAUUUCAAUGUACAAUGGGGGCCCUUGCCCACCAAGCAGCAAUUCGGGCAUAAGUGCAACCAAUUAUAGCAGUAAUGGAAGGAUGGAAGGACCACCCCCGACUUACAGUGAGGUCAUGGGGCAUUAUCCCGGUUCCUCUUUUUUCCAUCACCAGCAAAGCAAUGCACCUCCUUCAUCACAGAGGGGAAGCAGACUUCAGUCUCAGCAGAACAAUUCAGAGAGCACAAUAGUCCCUGUUAAAGGCAAAGACAGGAAACCGGGUAACCUUGUCUAGGUUUCUUUUCCAUGAGCACUUGAAGAGAGACGGGAGAAUCAAAUGGGAGCAUGAUGGAAGUUUCAGUGCUCCUGUGCACAAAGUUGUUAAGUUUCAUGUAAUACAGUUUAGUAAAACCAAACACGUAAAACUGUUCUUAGUUUCUGAUUCCUGUCGGGGGAAUUGCAUGAAAAGCGGUUUGAAAUAAUUACAACCUUCCAUUCAGUUUGGCCACGAACAGUGUUUUUGGGAAAAUAUAUUUUUUUUAAUAAACUAUUUGAAUUAUUUAAUUCUAAGAGAGAACUUAGCACAGAAAUAUGGCGUGUACAGCCUGUUUUAUAUUAAGCGAAUGGCUAAAAGAAGAGAAAGAGUUACUAGGUUAAUGGGGGCAAAAUCGGCCAGUUUGCUUUCCCCUCCCCAGCCCUGAAUGUGGAAUUUUUUUAUGACUCAGCAUUUCUGUUUUGUGUGCCAAGGUAUAAAGUUUUUAAAAACCCACAAAAAACUAGAUGAAUUCAAGGGGUUAAUUUGUGUUGUGAUACAAGUGUGUUAAAUUUGCACUAUCUUUUAAUGUUUUAAAGGUAUAUAUAUGAGGGAACUGUUUAACAUGACAUUCUUCUGUUGUCUUUUCACCUGUGGAAUGACGAUUCCUGAGCAACCCUCUUCAGGACUUUGC
Molecule: messenger RNA, 1462 nt
Organism: Gekko japonicus
Lineage: Eukaryota; Metazoa; Chordata; Lepidosauria; Squamata; Gekkonidae
Gene: LDLRAD4
Product: low density lipoprotein receptor class A domain containing 4
Exons: 4
Coding region: 109-810 (233 amino acids)
Biological process (GO): negative regulation of transforming growth factor beta receptor signaling pathway
Cellular component (GO): Golgi membrane; early endosome membrane
Molecular function (GO): R-SMAD binding
Source: RefSeq, a predicted model, not a curated record